AUAGAUGACACUUGACCAACCACUGGGAAAGUUAGAGGGGAGAUCUGUCAGUCAAGGAAAUCACAGUUUGAGUGGGUACAUUAGUACAUGUGUAUGUAACUGUAAUUUUAAUAUAGAUACAACAUCCAGAAAUACACAUUGAUUUAACCAGGUAAGACAGGCUAGCAUUUCAGAUAAGGGGCUAAAUAAUAAGGUGAUGGCUACAGACAAUUGCUGAGGUAUAAAACAUAGAAAAUACAAUCAACCUUUGGAACAACAGAACUCCAGAAAAUAUCUCACAAGGCAACUUUCACCCAAGAAGCAAGGAUGUGCUUGGCGUAUUUCUGCUUUCUGAUGCUACUUAACAGUGAGCCAAUGACUCUGCUUCCCUUACCUUUGAAGGAGGGAAAAGUUUCUAUGAAUGAUGCCAAAGUUCCCAAGGUUGUGUCUGAGGCUAUUCAGAAGCUUCAGGAAGUGUUUGCCUUUGGGGAGGUGCCCUUAAACAUUCUGCCAGGAAAGAAGCCCCCUCAGUUCAUGUUGGAGCUAUACAGUCGAGUGGCAGGUCCUGAUGGCAGCACCAAAGCACCUGGACUCCUGCAGGGCAACGUCGUCAGGAGCUUCGAGAACAAAGCAUACUCGGAGUCAGGAGAAUUUCUUUUUUUCUUCAAUAUCUCAUCUAUGGGAAGCAGUGAGAGAAUGUUAAAGGCAGAACUUCGAGUGUUUAAGUGGAAGCCUCUAAAGAUAGUUCCCAGGCACCAUUUUUGCAAGGUGGAUGUAUAUGAACUUAUAGACAGUGCUACAAGGCCAUGGAGGGGUAAUUUAAUUUCCUCGCGUUUGCUGCCACUACAAUAUCAGGGCUGGGAGAUGUUCAAUGUUACUCAAACGGUUUCAAAGUGGAUUGGUGAGAACAAGACAAAUCAUGGCUUCCUUGUGAUGUUCACACUGACCUCUGGCAAUUUCCUAGAAGUGGAUCUCUCGGCCUUCACCAGGCACCAGCCAGACAACAAAAGGUCUUACCUCGUUCUCUUUAGUGAUGAUGGAAGAAGAGCAGUCCCUAACAGCUUUACAUCUUUGCCGAAUAUGAAAGACAAAGGUUUACACAUUCCAUCAAUUGAGGACUCUUCAAUUUUACUGCCUACACCAUACAAGUUUCCACUGGUGGUGGAACUGUCCAAGAGUCGAAAAAUUAGAGACGUUUUCAUAGAAAAACAACCACAAUGCCAACGCAGACCGCUUUAUGUGGAUUUUGAGGAGAUAGGAUGGGCAGGAUGGAUCAUCUCUCCAAAAGGAUAUAAUGCCUAUCACUGCAAGGGAACAUGCCUUUUUCCUCUGGGACAAGGGUUGGGUGCUACCAACCAUGCUACAGUUCAGUCCAUUGUACAUGCUCUAAAACUCAACAAAGAUAUUGGAACUCCAUGUUGUGUUCCUGAUGAGCUGAACUCCAUCAACCUACUGUAUUUUGAUGAUGAGGAAAAUGUUGUUCUCAAACAAUACAAUGACAUGAUUGCUGUCAGCUGUGGGUGCCAUUAAAAUUUGGAAAAGAAUGGAUAAACAUUGACACCAAGAAAUAUAUAUUGACUGUUCUGUGAGCAAACAGAUAAUAAGUAAACACUAAAAGCCUGAAGUGGAUUAUUAACAUUAUCUAUAUACCUGCCUGGUCAGGAUUUUUGUUG
Xenopus laevis (African clawed frog) is the source of this 1652-nucleotide messenger RNA. RefSeq names its product antidorsalizing morphogenetic protein 2 L homeolog (gene admp2.L). The transcript is spliced from 5 exons. The record is from RefSeq and is marked provisional. NCBI's taxonomy places the organism in Eukaryota, Metazoa, Chordata, Amphibia, Anura, Pipidae. Gene Ontology annotation, molecular function: cytokine activity; growth factor activity. Bases 307 to 1509 code for a protein of 400 amino acids. Gene Ontology annotation, cellular component: extracellular region.